AUGACGCCCUUCGGUGGACUGGGUGAGUGUGGCCAUUCGAACUGCAUGGCCCAUCGCCUCCGAUACCCGGAGGUUCGCACCGGCUUCCGGGACUUCGUAGUCGCGAGCGUACGGGACGCAGUCCGUACAAAGACGGAGUGGUGGGGUCCAGAAGGCCUGCACUACGCAUCCCUGGGUUGUGGCGAACUCCUUUUUGAUCUGGAGCUCUUGGAAAGGCUCCGGGAGGAGGCAGGCGUGGAGAUUGCACAGAUAUGCCUGAUU
Messenger RNA from Symbiodinium necroappetens, 261 nucleotides. NCBI's taxonomy places the organism in Eukaryota, Dinophyceae, Suessiales, Symbiodiniaceae. The record is from the annotation of a GenBank genome assembly.